CCUCGAGUACAACAGCUGUUUGCUCUUUACCUAUAAAUUUACAAUUACAAGGAAAAUAGAGUCCAAUUAAACAACCUCUUGAUAUUUGUAUUAAAGAAAAUCUAGGGUUAAUUCGGUUCCUGAAUUUCUAGGGUUAAAUUCGCUCGAGUCAGAUAAUUGCAUCAGUAGCACGAGAGAAAUCCCAAAUUUUAUAUCGACAAUAAAAAUCUAGGGUUAGUUCGUUUCCUGAAUUUCUUUGAUAAUGCUCUGAGAAAUUUCUCGAAAUCGUUGGGAAAUUUUGAUUUCUUUUGCGGCAACUUAAGAAGAUAUCUCUCACUUUGAUUGAAAUGGGAAAGAGAAAAGAAAGAAGAUUAGCUGCGAAGAUGGGUGCUGGUCGUAGAGUAAAGCUCGAUCUUUUCGCUGAACCCUCUGGAGACGUGGGUGGGUCCCCUGCGAAAGAUGACGAUUGGAAGGAUGAGGACAACAAACUCGAUCAGGAGUUGCCAAAUUCACCCUCUUCUUCAGGUCAACCACGAGAGAAUCCUCUAUCACUGCUUGGUCAAUAUAGCGAUGAUGAGGUUGAUGAUGCAUCAAAAGAAGAAGCUACUAACUCCAAUGAUAACAAACAGGCUAAAAGCUCUGAUGGAGAGCCAUUUGAAGAGGGGGAAAUUAUUGACGAUGAAGACCAUUCUUCUCAAAAGGCUCACACUCCGGAUGUAGAAAGAGAUACUGCCUCAGGAAAUGCUUCACUGAUAGCAGAUGCUGAUGCUGGGGCUAGUGGUAUUGUUAGUUUAGACGAGACAGAUCAUGAUGUUAAUAUGGAGAACAAAGAUCAUGUCCCUGUGACUUCUAACUCUAAACCUACGGAAGAAAUGAGUUCUACAUGGAAAAUGGUGCUGCAUGAAGAGAGUAAUCAAUACUAUUACUGGAACACUGUUACUGGAGAAACUUCAUGGGACCUACCUGAUAGUUUGACUCAGGAAACUGCAAUGACCAAUAAACUAGAAACUUCAGGGACAGAAAUCAAAGAAACUGCAGCUGGAGAUGUGAAUGUUCCAGCUACUUUUGGUGUAAAUUUGGAUGGUUUUCCAGCUAGUCAUGAUGUAGGGUACACCAGUGAAACUUCAAGUAUGAAGGCCAUAUAUGAACUAGGAGCCCAUGUAAAUCAAUCUCAGGAGCAAAAUGGACAUGUAGGAAGUCAGUCUCUGGGGGGCUUUUCUGUGGUAGGUGCGGUUCCUUAUGAGGCUUCUUCUCUUGGAAACUAUUCCUUUUCUCUAAGUGCUGGCAGUGAGAACCUAACUUCAAUUGGUUAUGAGGGUCAUGAUCAGAGUGCAUCAGCAAGAGAACAGGGGACAGCUGAGCUUCCUUCACAACUUGUGAAAAAUUGCGAAGCAUUGCUGGAAAGACUGAAAUUGUUGCAAGGGUCUGCUGUUGAUUCAAAUGAAAGUGGUUGGUUAUCUAGAUUUAUGUUGGAGAUUGAGAUUCGGCUUUCUGAUAUUAGGUGUCUUAUACCCUAUGGGUUGUCUCUAGUUCCAUUUUGGAUGCACUCAGAAAGGCAGCUCAAUCAGCUUGAAAAUGCUAUUAAUGCGGAAAUUGGGAAACAAAAAAGUGAAGUUAGUGGAUUGCAUUCAUCUUCUGAAGGGAAGGAGGCAAAUAUGGAUGUUGGGGGGGAAGCUAAGGUGCACGCAGAUACAAGAAAAUUGUCUUCUGAUUAUUCUGUUGCUACUAAGCUUGAUGUGGAUCCACCCAAAAUGAUUCAGGAAGCUGAAGAUGAUGAGGUUUCUGAUGGUGGCAUCUCAAAUGCUCUGCAAAGUUCUCUACCAAACCCUUCUUUACAAUUGCAUUUUGCAAAUAAAGAUGGCCAAGAAUUUGCAAAAGGUGCAGUUUAUGGAAAAGGUUGUCCAAAUCCUGAAUCAGAGUCUAGUGAGGAUGUAGAUAUGGAAAUUGAUAUGGAAGUUGAAGAACAAAGUCCUUCGAUGAAAACUAAUGUUGAUAGUGGAGGUCAAUUGGUAGUCCCGCCUGGGAAAUUAGUUCAGCCUAGUGCUCUAAUACCUGCAGCUCUUCCUGUGUCAGAUAGUGAACUUGUCAUUCCACCUCUUCCCCAGGAGGAGUGGAUUCCCCCACCUCCACCUGAUGAGGGGAUUCCUGACAUUCCUCCUCCUCCACCUGAUGAGCCUCUCGAGUCUUUAUGUCCACCGCCACCUCCAUCUGAACCAGUCCCAUCCAUUUAUAGUGAACCCCAAAAUAUUGCUUAUACCUCUGUGGACUAUUACGGAAACAUAAUUUCUAGUUCACUGGGAACCAAUUAUCAGCAUCCUGAUGCAGUUCAGCUUAUUGGUAUCACUCCCUCAGCUUACUAUGCUGCCAUCUCAAGUGCUCAGCCGACUUCUGUGCUUAAUCCUUCUGAUUCUACUGCGUAUUAUUGCAUUCAGACUGGUGCAUUACCAGUUGUCCCUGUAUCCACUUCUAUGGAGUCCUCCAACUUCCUUGCUGUCUCUAGCCAUCCAAGUUAUGAUCCUCUUGCCCCUGUUGCUAGGACUGAUAUUGCCCCCACUCAAGUUUCUUCAACUUUGGAAGCAUCUGCUUCAGCAAUUGCAUCUACAAAAGAAGUUGCAUCUGCUUCUUACAGCGCUGCACCAACUUCUGUUAUGGUCACUAGUACAUCAGUGGCUGUUUCUGAAGCAUCUACCACGGUUUCAAAGGUGCAGUCUAAAGCUUCACGAACGAAAAAGCCAAAGGUUGCAGUGGCUUCCUCGUUGAGGUCUAACAAGAAAGUGUCUAGCUUGGUGGACAAGUGGAAGGCUGCAAAGGAGGAGUUGGAGGAAGAAGAAGAAGAGGAGCGUGUUACUCCAUUGGAAAUUUUAGAAAAGAAAAAACAACGAGAAAUAGAGGAAUGGCGUGCACAGCAGAUUGCAAGUGGGGAGGCUAAAGAAAACGCUAAUUUCCAACCACUUGGAGGUGACUGGCGUGAACGUGUGAAGCGCAAAAGAGCUCAGAAGGAAGUUGCUGCAGGAACUACCUCAAAAGUUGCUGAUAAUAAAAUGAAGCAACCUGAUUUAAGUGAGCUAUCGAGAGAUCUUCCUCGUGGGUGGCAGGCUUACUGGGAUGACUCGUCAAAGCAAGUUUACUAUGCUAAUUCAUUCACCGCGGAGACUACAUGGACUAGACCAACAAAAUAGACUUUCAAGUGCACACCAUCUCUACUCUUAGACGUAGUUGCGGCUCCAUGUUAGUUUCGAGGUGAUGCUCACUGUAUAUUUAGAGUUUAUGCACAUUUUUAUUCUAGAUUAUAGUUGAACUUCAUAGAACACGUUUAAAGGCGAUUUUUCUAAGGCCUACUUUGUAAAAAUCAUCUUUUGAUCAAUUUUGUUUCCUUUCAAAAUGAUUUUAUAUAGUGGUUGCUAAGAAUAGUAUUCUUUGCUAA
Messenger RNA from Amaranthus tricolor (Joseph's coat), 3403 nucleotides. RefSeq lists its product as uncharacterized. The record is from RefSeq and is a predicted model, not a curated record. Gene Ontology annotation, molecular function: protein binding. The transcript is spliced from 10 exons. The coding region runs from base 327 to 3158 and encodes 943 amino acids. Lineage: Eukaryota; Viridiplantae; Streptophyta; Magnoliopsida; Caryophyllales; Amaranthaceae.